AAACAUGAUCAUCAGUCCCCCAACUUGUUCCACGACCAAAUUUGGAUGCUCCGUGGCCCUUUGACCUGUCCGAAGCCCUUGCGUAGUUACUUCUCAAUUUCUCUGUUUUGAUUUUAAAAAAGUGAUAUAGGAAGUAGAGAAAGUGUUGCAGGGAAGAGGAAGCAGCAGGCAUGGAUGCCAAUAGCGGCGAGGACUUCGCAGUGGGUUGCUUGCUCUCCAUCAAAACCACAUUGGGAGACGACUUUGAAGGUCUAGUCAUCACUUACGACCGCCCCUCCAAUAUUCUUGUUCUUCAAGAGGGUUCGAAAUCAGGGCCUCGGCGAAACAUAAGGCUACUGAAGGCGAACUAUAUAAAGGAGUUCACUUUCUUGGGUCAAGCUGAUGAUCCUCUCGAACCCAAGAAAUGUUACCUUGAUCUCAACACUCUCCAAGCGCGGGAGGAAGCAGCUUUAAGACAAGCGGAGAUUGACGCUGAGAGGAUAGGUGUGGGCGUUACUAGUGAUGCUCAGGGCAUUUUUGAUGCACUGUCUAAGACGCUUCCAGUACGUUGGGACAAGACUGUGAUAGUUGUGAUGAAUGAAGUGCGCGUUAGCAGUCCAUAUCUCCCUGAAUCUGUCACUGGAGGAACUCCUGCUGCCAAUGAGCGUGUAAGGAAAGUGAUUGAUUUUGAAAGGAAGAGGCUGCAAGCUCGUGUUGUUGGCCAGUAAUAUGAUUUUAUCUUUGCGACUCUGUAGCUAUUGGGAGAAGUUUGUUGAGGUGAGGAUUGUGAUGGUUGUAUCACCUGUACUCUUCAAAACUCAUUCCAAAGGGCAUAUUAUCCCAUUGAUCGAAUUUUCUAGAGCUUAUAUAAAGAAGGAAUUUGAUUUUCA
This is a messenger RNA of Malania oleifera, 869 nucleotides long. RefSeq lists its product as uncharacterized. NCBI's taxonomy places the organism in Eukaryota, Viridiplantae, Streptophyta, Magnoliopsida, Santalales, Ximeniaceae. The coding region runs from base 171 to 707 and encodes 178 amino acids. The transcript has 5 exons. The record is from RefSeq and is a predicted model, not a curated record.